Molecule: messenger RNA, 6098 nt
Organism: Corythoichthys intestinalis (scribbled pipefish)
Lineage: Eukaryota; Metazoa; Chordata; Actinopteri; Syngnathiformes; Syngnathidae
Gene: dagla
Product: diacylglycerol lipase, alpha
Exons: 21
Coding region: 679-3897 (1072 amino acids)
Biological process (GO): arachidonate metabolic process; diacylglycerol catabolic process; retrograde trans-synaptic signaling by endocannabinoid
Cellular component (GO): dendrite membrane; cytoplasm; postsynaptic membrane
Molecular function (GO): lipoprotein lipase activity
Source: RefSeq, a predicted model, not a curated record
UCACAAACCACCAGUGGCGCCCUUUCUCCGCAAUACCUCCCGAGUUCCUUCCGUUUAAGAACCGAGUCAGGUAUGCGCAAUCAAAAAGCGGUACGCGGUACGCGUAGCGAAAGGCGGAAGGGGGGGGUUUUUCUUCGUACGCCAUUCAGUGUAGAUAUGUACCGGGGGGUGGGCCCGCUUCUCGUGGAAUGUUGCCUCUGUUGUGCCUGCUGCAGUUGCUGGGAUUCGGGAGUUGUCCGACGGCGGCCGGGAGCACAGACACGCCACUGACUACAACGUGACACGGCUGGGUUCAUCCUAUGCCAAGAUCUUGUUCCGUGGAUUUCAUCACAACCAUUCCCAACUGGGCUGGAGGAGCAUGAAAAAGGAGCCACGGUGAGGGAGCUGCCACAGCUCAAGACGUGUUGCUCUCGAUCACAGAUUGAGGACUGCUGCGGAUUCACUCGACCCGAUUAUUUGACGUUUCCACUUCCAUUCAUUCGUCAGCUGCAAUGACAGCUGGUCACUUGUCAUAAAACCUUUCGGUGAGGCGUGUACGGACUUAGCCCUCCGCAUCCUUCAGACGACGUCGGGGAGACCGAGUCCGAAGAGGUUUGUCUCCAAUCAGGGGGAUAUGGGCGAGGAAGCGGAACCGAUGCAGUGGUUCGUGGCACGGCAGAGUCAAAAUACAGGGCAGUGAUGCCUGGCAUGGUGAUGUUUCGGCGGCGCUGGUCAGUCGGCAGUGAUGACCUGGUGCUGCCUGCCCUUUUCCUGUUUCUGUUACACUGCAUCUGGCUGGUAGUUCUGUCCGUGGUUCUGUUUGGCCUUCCCUAUGGGUCAGAUCAGUCCUGUUCUAUAACACUGGUGGACCAUGGUCGAGGCUACCUGGGCAUUUUGGUCAGCUGCCUUAUCUGUGAGAGUGCCAUCAUGUGGUUGAGUAUGAGAGGCAGCAUCCUCUACACACAGCCCAGGGAAGCUGUGCAAUACGUCAUCUAUAUCAGACUCGCCAUUCUCCUGGUAGAGCUUGUGUAUGCAGUUGUGGGAAUUGCCUGGCUUGUUCAGUAUUACCAGCCAUGCUCAGAUGUCACUGCCAAAAACUUAGCUUUGGGAAUUGUUGCAUGCAACUGGCUAGUAAUAUUCAGCGUCUGCAUUACACUUAUGUGCACAUUUGAUCCUACCGGUCGGACAUUUGUCAAACUGAAAGCAACUCGCCGGCGUCAACGAAACCUUACAACGUACACACUAAGGCAUAGACUCGAGGAAGGCCAGGCCAGCAGUUGGAGCAGGAGACUAAAAUUUUUCAUGUGCUGCACAAGAGCACAGGAUACACAAUCAGAUGCAUAUUCAGAAGUGGCAAGCCUCUUCGCAGAGUUUUUUAGAGAUUUAGACAUUGUUCCUAGUGAUAUUAUUGCUGGCUUGGUACUCCUGCGUCAGACACAAAGGUCUAAAAGAUCAUCUAUCCUUGACCAGAGCAACAACGAUAUUUUAGCCUUCCUGUCCGGUAUGCCUGUUACUCGGAACACCAGAUAUCUGGACCUUAAGAACUCGACUGAAAUGGGCAUGUACAAGGACGUGUGCUACUACAUGCUCUUUGCUCUUGCUGCAUAUGGUUGGCCCAUGUACCUAAUGAGGAAGCCAGCUUGCGGACUUUGCCGCCUUGUUAGCACCUGCCCCUGCACAACUGUUUCUGGCUCACGUUUGUCCCAGUCAGUGACAGUGGAGGAGGACAAUUGUUGUGGUUGUAAUGUUUUAGCCAUACGCAGACAAUUCUUGGACCGGGAGCUGAAGCAGGUUCACAUAGUCUACACUUCCUGCCAUGAUGCGGUGUACGAGACUCCCUUUUUUGUGGCAGUAGAUCAUGAAAAGAAAAAGGUUGUCAUCAGUAUCAGAGGAACUUUGUCCCUCAAGGAUGCCUUGACUGAUUUGACGGGGGAUUCUGAGCGUUUACCGGUGGAGGAUCAGCAUGGGACUUGGCUUGGUCACAAGGGGAUGGUUUACUCAGCAGAGUACAUUAAGAAGAAACUGGAGCAGGAAAUGAUAUUGUCGCAAGCUUUUGGAAGAGACUUGAACAAGGGCACCAUGCAUUAUGGACUGGUGAUAGUAGGCCAUUCUCUUGGUGCUGGCACUGCUGCUAUUCUCUCUUUCCUGCUGAGACCUCAGUACCCCACACUUCACUGCUACUCUUAUUCCCCACCCGGUGGCCUUCUUAGUGAGGAUGCCAUGGAGUACUCCAAAGAGUUUGUCACCUCUGUAGUUUUAGGCAAAGACCUGGUUCCAAGGCUGGGUUUGUGUCAACUGGAGGGAUUCCGUCGGCAUCUGCUAGAAGUCCUACAGAAAAGUAACAAGCCAAAGUGGAGGAUCAUUGUGGGGGGCACCAAAUGCAUCCCAAAAUCUGAGCUUCCACUUGAGGAGGAGGAUCCGCCAUCUCAGCAAGCAGCACCCCCCAGCAGUCGCCUGUGGCUCCACCCCAGUGAUCUCAGUAUCGCCCUCUCAGCCUCAACCCCUCUCUACCCUCCUGGUCGAAUCAUCCACGUGGUGCACAACCAUCCUCCAGAGACUUGCUGUGGUCAAGAAGAACCAACAUACUCAGCUCUAUGGGGGGACAACAAGGCCUUCAAUGAGGUCAUCAUAUCGCCUGCCAUGCUUAAUGAGCACAUGCCUCACAUGGUGAUGGAGGGUCUAAACAAGGUUUUGGAGAACUACAACAAAGGAAAAACGGCUUUGCUCUCUGCAGCCAAGAUUAUGGUGAGCCCGACAGAAGUUGAUUUGAACCCUGAGAGUGUGUUCAUGGCGGCAUCUGCGACAGCCCAGCAGCCAAUGCCUACAGCCCACCACCGCAGGAACAGUAGUGUUCGACAAAAAACACUGUUACGUUCCUGUGCCCAGUCUGAAAUAUCUCUGGAUGGUUUCUCUGAGUGUCCUCCUCCUCCAGUACCCGUAGUGUUGCGUGGAGCACGGGAGCGGCUGACUGUGGAGCUUAGGGACCGCAAAGCUCCAUUGGCUGUCAUGGAAAGCCUGUCAGAUGCUGAAUCUGUUUAUAGCCUGGAUUCCAGGCGCUCCUCUGCAGCGCUCAGAGGUUCUCCAAUGCUUAGUAGCCUCCCUUUCCCUUUGGAUGCCCCAAUUCCUGAAGAGAAUCCAUCUCUCAGCUCUCGCACGGAACUGCUGGCUGCUGACUGCCUUUGCCAGGCGACACCGGAACACCUAGGAGAGAUUGGGCCUUUCUAUACACCAUUGGACCCUGUAUCUAAUCCAGAGUACUCCAUCCAGUUGUCCCCUGCCACACCUCGCUACAGUGGACAUUAUUCCCCUGAGGCUUUCAACGUAGAGCAAGUCAUCUACCCUAGAGAUCCAUUAGAGUUCGAACAGAUGCCGGGCAUCUACAGCCCAGGUAGCACUCCAGACGCUCCCCGCAGUCCACAAAUUACUUCGAGAGCAAUGGAUGGUGACAAGGAAGAGUGGGAGUUCAGCAUGGAGACUAGAUCAGCAACUUCCCCUCCGCCGCCUCAGCUAUCAAAUGGAAACCCCAGCCGGACAGUGCUGGAAUUUGCCCAGUACUUGGACUCUUUAUUUAAACUAGAUGGCAGCAGCUCACCUCCAAUGGAUCUGUCAGAUGGGGAGUCAGAGUCAGGACGGGGAUCUCUCGGACACAUUGAGUGUGUGGGAGACGAACCCGAUGACAAACAGCUUCUGGCCAGGGCAACGUUGGAGCCGAAUCUGGUCCCCAAGCCCCCACGCACUUUUGCCGGAUCUGCUGACCCUUCUUCUGGCAUCUCGUUGUCACCAUCCUUCCCUCUCUCAUCAUCUGAGGAACUCAAUGACCUUUCGCCCGGUGAGGGUGCCCCACCUGCCAUUGACUCACUACGAACAUCCAACCCCAUCCAUUGCCCUGAGGAGAACACUUUGUCCUCUAUGGUCUAGCUCACUAUAACAAACUAAUGCCAAAUGAAGUGGCACAGUCACCCCCCAUCAAAAAGUAAAGAAAAAAAGAGAAAAAAAACAUAUCACCGUAUGUGCAUGCGAUGGAAUGUAGUCACUCAUCAGAGACCUAAUGACUUACCAACUCGCCAAUAAUAUCCAUUCUUCAGGUGUCCCUCCACCUCACUUGAAUGAUGUUUAUAGCAUUUUCACACUAUUGCAAUGAGUACAAAAAAAAAAAACAGAUACCUCUCUGCAUGCCAGGGGGCUGUGCUGCUUUUGGGUGGAAAUGAACAACUGUAGCUUCACAAAUGCCGUUGCAAAACAAUGUCACGAGACAUUUCAGCCAAUGUUAUCCCUUGACUUAACUCUAACAAAGAGAGAGUCGAUAACUUCGCAGGGAAUCAAAAGCUAACACUGUAGAAGAAGCUAGUUUGCAUAGGCACAUCUUCUCGGGUUGAUGUACUCUACUACUUCCUGCAUCCGCAACAGCGUAUUUUCUUUCUGCUUUUUAGUUUUCAUUGUUCAGUCAGGAAUGUGAAGAUGGACAUAUGUCAGUCAGUGGAAGCGUGAAGACGUGACACAAUGUUCCUCAGGUCUGUACAGAGUUGGUGUCGAGAAAGAGAUUGUGUGUGGUUGAAGUCAUGUGUCUUAAACAUUUGGUGAUUGUGACAAAGUUAUUACAGAUGCCUAUGAAUGUUUUUGAUGCAUUUCGUUUACUCUUUAUAGUGCAUGAUAUUUCUUUUGUCUUUCCUUUCAAAGAGAUUUUGUCACGAAGCCUCUUAGCUUGACAAUUGGGUACUCUUGCGCAAAACACCUUUGCUUAGUCCCCUCUUUGCCAAAUAAUUUAAUACAGUGAUAUUGCCAAAUGUAUUUCUCAGAUGUACUUUUGUAUAUGUUUAAUUCUUUAUUACAACACUAAAAGCUAUGUUUAUUAUAUCCUUCUCCUGUCAUUCCCAUGGAGACUGUUACACACGACAGGAAAGACACCACGUUACCACAGUUACCACAACAUAUUUUUGUCAAGCACCAGGCUGCAAUAACCACCUAGCUCAUAGUUGUUUUGGUUUCCAAGGCUCUACCGCCUUCAUGGUUUCCUAGUUUUGUUCACACAAAUGCUGCCAUCAUGUCAGAGAAAGCCUUUCCUUUUUAAAAGUAGUUGAGUGCAAAUGCAGGAUCCCAGACAUAACCAAAACAUAUUUUUUGUAAUUGUCCCAGGUUACAUUUUCUCUUGGUGUCAAGGUGCUUUCAGACAUAAUUGACAUCAGGUGUUUGCUUCCCUUUAAUCUGGUCCGCCACACUCUUCCUCGAGGUUGGACUGCAUGGCUAAAUGAGCUGGUGUCAAUCCUAUAUGUGGCAUACACUCUUCCAUAUCGCCAUGUGUGUAACAGGUGAACAGGGGGCUUACUACUUGCAUUAUUUAUUACGAUAAAUGGUUUCACUUUUAUUGCUGUAUUUGAUGGUAAUAUUAUCUUUAUUGCUCUUGCAUCAGAUUGGUGUUGGUGUUUUUUUAAGCUUCUUUUUUUUUUUUUUUUUUUUAAUGAAUUUCCUAGGAGUUGUUCAUUUAUUUUUUUUCCCCCCUGUCCAAAUAGAAAUGUAUUUAACAUUCAGCUAUUGAACAUUUACAAAUUUGCCAUAGUGGUGGGACAUUCAGCAGAAUGACCUCUGGUGGGAUGCAGAGCCAGGAGUCGGCGAGAUCUGCACAUUUUCUGUUUGGAUCAACAGUUGUUACUCACAGCAUAUCUCACAUUUUGCCAGUUUACAGUACGUCACCGUACAGAUCAUCUUGCCAGUCUCACUUCCCUCACACAAACACAAUUAGUUUAUAAACACAAUAAAUUAUUAAGCUCCAAACCAGUCAGUGAACUGUUUGGUGAUAGUGUGUAUAGCACCAUUCUCUGUAUUAUUUAUGCAGAUGUCAUAAGAAAAUAUUUAAUUCUAAUAGUUGCGUAGAGAACAACUGUACAAGACUCAAUAGCUUUAUAUUUAAAAAUUUUAAUAUUGACAUAUAUUACAAAAAAUAUUUCAUCUGAAAGUUAUUUAUUGAAACUAUUGGAAGAAUUUACAAAUUGUUCUAUACAGAAAGAAUAUUUGCAUAUGUGUCGUCUUCAUGUUUACCUGGUUUGCUUCCUUCUCCUGCCCCUAAUUGGAAUGUAUGUUAUCUCUCCCUUAUUUAACUUGCCCGCUAUGGAAUAAAUCAUAAA